Molecule: messenger RNA, 3690 nt
Organism: Acipenser ruthenus (sterlet)
Lineage: Eukaryota; Metazoa; Chordata; Actinopteri; Acipenseriformes; Acipenseridae
Product: magnesium transporter NIPA4-like
Exons: 6
Coding region: 632-1849 (405 amino acids)
Biological process (GO): magnesium ion transport
Cellular component (GO): membrane
Molecular function (GO): magnesium ion transmembrane transporter activity
Source: RefSeq, a predicted model, not a curated record
AAUGUCAACAGAAUGACUUUGGAAGUGUUUGAUUUGAAAGGUAGUUAUUGGGAUUUAUUUAAAUAGAGUUUGCAACCUCUUAAAAAAUAAAUAAAUAAAAUGGGUCUCGACAAGCCAAAAAAUAUUACCGCCAAUAAGUAAUGGGCCAUUUAUUGUUCAUUUUACCCAAUCAGACCCUGUAUAUUCGCACUUUUACAAGAAAAUUAGCAUAUAGACUGAUUCAUGGCACUGUAGACAUUUUUACACUAUUUGCAUUUUAGCAUGUUGGCCAAUGGAUGCGCUGUGGGGCUGGGCGGGGUUAAGGUUAUCAGGUACAGCUAAACAUAUUCACCUGGUUUGGAUGAUUAUGUCAGUAGACUAGAGGUUGAGCCGGUUGCAGCGCUCAUACACAAAGGAAAAGGAUACCAUUAUUAUUUUUCUAAAUUGGGUUGCUUUUGAUUGUUUGUUGUGUGUCUUUUAGACGUUCAACCGUUGGCGAUUAUUUUGUUUAGUUAAAAAAAACAAAACAAAAAAAAACACUAUAUAUAUAUAUAUAUAUAUGUUUUCAAAAACGACCACCCGUGUAUAUAAUGUGUUUUUAGUUUUGAUUUGGAAACGUUUUUAGGGAGUAUUGGAAAUCUAUUGGCCGAAGAUGACAGAGGCUUCUCAAGUCACGAAUCACAGUUGUACGAAUGGUUCCCUUGUUACUUUGUCUUGCCUGUCACGGCAAGUUGUGUGCAGAGUUGUGAAUGAGAUUGAUCUAACCAUCUCUCUCAGCAACUUGUCGUUGAACAUGUCUGCUUCAGAGCAGAAGUGGCGGAAUUACGAGUUCUACAUUGGCUUGUCCAUGGCCAUCUUCUCCUCUUUUCUAAUCGGAGGCAGCGUCAUCCUGAAGAAGAGAGCUCUACUCAGACUGGCUCAGACAGGAGGUACCCGAGCAGGUGAGGGAGGUCAUGGAUACCUGAAGGACUGGAUGUGGUGGGCAGGUUUACUGACAAUGGGUGGUGGUGAAGUUUCGAAUUUUGCAGCUUAUAUCUUUGCACCUGCAACAGUAGUGACGCCGCUAGGGGCUCUAAGUGUACUUAUAGGUGCAAUACUGUCUUCCUACUUCCUAAAUGAGAAGCUUAACAUGCUGGGGAAAAUGGGGUGCGUGCUGAGCAUUCUGGGAAGCACAGUUAUGGUGAUUCACGCUCCAGAAGAGGAGGAAGUGAAAACUUUGGAUGAAAUGGCUCAAAAAAUUCUGCAUCCAGGAUUCCUCGUAUUUGCCAGCCUCUUGUUAGCCGCAAGUUUGGUGCUGAUAUUUUAUUUUUCCCCGCGCUAUGGACAUUCCAACGUCUUGAUCUACAUCGCUAUCUGCUCCUUGAUUGGAGCGUUCUCUGUGUCAUCUGUCAAAGGACUGGGCAUCGCCAUAAAGGGCCUGUUUGACAGCAAGCCUGUGUGGAAACACCCUCUUUCCUACAUCCUCAUCGUCACGCUGGUGGUGUCCAUCGUCACUCAGGUCAACUACCUCAACAAGGCCUUGGAUGUCUUUAACACUUCAGUGGUCUAUCCUAUCUACUAUGUCUUUUUUACCACAGUGGUCCUUUCAACCUCUGUAAUUCUCUUCAAAGAGUGGUAUUCCAUGUUCCCCAUUGACAUCGUGGGAACGCUAUGCGGUUUCCUGACUAUUAUCACAGGGGUGUUCAUGUUGCAUACGUUUAAAGACAUGAAGCUCAAUAUAGAUACCCUUCCACAGGUCAUUCAGCCAAAACAAGAGGAGCAUCCUGUGACUGAAAUCAUCAGAUUUGACGACAAGCAGAUUCUUAUCGACAGUAUGGAGAACUCUGUGUUUUCUGAACAGAAGCCAAAACUGUUUGUGAUCUGCAGUUAAGUAAUUGAAUGUGUGUAUAUACUGUAUAUAUUUUAAUAUAGUGAUGUAUUUAUUAAAGUUUUUUUUUUUUUUGCGCCGGAUAGAGCGUUAGAUGAAGUGGCUUGUACUAUUGCAGUAUUGAAUUAAAAUGAAAAGUAAAUAUCAUGAAAUGGAAGAUCCAGGUUAGGAUCUACCCUGCUUUUUUGUUUUUUGUUUUUUAAAGUUCAGGCACUGUUUUGAUAGAGUUCUACAUACUGCUUGUGCCAUUGAUGGGGGUUAGGCCACCAAGCAUCUUGAUGUGCGAGAGGAGAAAUACUGCACAUCUCUGUAAAACCAGUAUAGUAGACAACUUCAGUAUUGCCAGGCCUGUAUUGUUUUAAUCUUUCUAGGACUAUUGUGUCCCUUGUUCUGUAGAAUAUUCCCACACAGAUAAUUUUCAUGUUUGAUAAAAAAAGGCGUGUUUCCUGUUUUUUGACUGGGAGUAGCCCUUGCUUGCUCAUUCCAGUCACCCAGGACACUGAAAUCAAUUCUGAAUAAUGACUUUGUUUUCUGUCGAAUGAUGCGAGAGGAUGGUCUUGGUGACCAGUUAGUAGGGCAGUGGGCUCUGUAUCAUGUUACUUGCCUUGUGAUGUAUAACAGUAAAACGAGAAUAAAAAUCUAUUUUGUUUGUGAACAAAAAUGAUGCCUACCCCUUCUUUUGAGCCUUACCAAAGGCAGUGGACAACUCGCAUGCAAAACACAUCCUAACAUCUCAUGAAACCUAAUCUAAAGAUAUGGUUAAGAGCACCUAUAGAAACCUUAGUACUCUACUUCUGUAAGCGAAUCUGGUACUUUGCAAGGGAUGUGAAUUUGAGAAUUCUUUCUUUUUGAUCGAAAUGAUUUCUCUUGAAGUUUCUUUUUUUUUUUUUUUUUUUUAAAGAUCAUUGUAAAAAGAUUCUGUUCAGCCCUUUUGGUGUUCAAACUAGUGUUGCAGUGAGCUGAGCUCAAACUAGUGUGGCUUGAAUUUGAAGGGGAACAAUGAUGAAAUCUGUCCCACAACUGAGAAUAAUUUUACAACAAGGUGUAAUUCCUUUGUUUGUUUUCAAUGUUAAUCUACAGUUUAGCCUUCUGCGCACUGUACUAUCGGGUUAGUCUAGUUUAUUUUUUACUGUAGUCCUGCUACAUUGUGCAGCAGGGGGGCUCUAGUGAGUGAUACUUUACAGCUUAAAACGACUGUGUGUGGAAGUAUAGAAUGUUCUUUGAGCUUCAUAGUCCAUCAGAAGGAGCCAAACAGAUUUUUUACUUGUUUAAUUUGUUGUCCUGAUAAAACAGGAGGUUACAAUUGGAUGUUAUUAAUGUGUGUUUUUAAAUAUAUAAAUAAUACAAAAUAAAAUUUAAAAACCAAUAUGAGGCAUAUCACCACAUAUAAGUGCUUCUCUUUGUUUGCUUCGUGGGUACACAAAUAAAUGUUUUUGGCCUUUUGUGUUGUUCAGGCAGCUGGCUCUGGGUGAGCUCUGCAUAUCUUUGGGUAUCACACCACUGGGUUGAGGGUACAGGACCUGCAAUAUAAAUGUAAUUCUCACUGUUAGAGGAGACUGAACGAUUUGGGGGGGGGGGGGGGGGGAAUGCAUUCAGUAACAUGCUCUAGUAGUGUGACAAACUAUUUAAAUCACAAACCGUGUAAUCCAGACAAUGAAAAAGUACAAUGAUUUUUUGUGUGCUUGUGAAUUGUGAUAUUUAAAUUUUCUUGACUAUAUAUACACAAUCUAAGUUGCUGUAUAAUGUAUUUAUUAAGGUAUUUUGACAAGAGCUUUUUUCUAGCUUGUUUUAACAUGCCUGAAUGCUAUGAAUCGUCUGUCUAAUAAAGAUUAUUUUUGAUCAAC